Messenger RNA from Amoebophrya sp. A120, 7957 nucleotides. Lineage: Eukaryota; Dinophyceae; Syndiniales; Amoebophryaceae. The record is from the annotation of a GenBank genome assembly.
GAACCGGAACGAAAAAUGAACAGAGGUCAAGCAUUUGGUGCAGCGGCAGCGAGACAAUUCGGAUCUUUUGACCGAGAAUUUUUCGUUCACACACAUUACUAGAGCUGUCAGCUGCGUCGAUCAGGACAAAAAGAUAAAGUCAGUCACUGCGAUUUAGUACACGACCGCAACGAGAGCGAAAGAUCUCUGUGUGCAACAAAUGAAAGCGUCUCGAAAAUAAAAAGACGAGAUCUGACGCUAUUUCUGUGGCGAAACCGAUCCCAUGAAGAAAAUUGCGAUAAUAUCAACACAACUUCGCACACUGAUAAAUAGUAUGUAAGGACAACGAAUUUUUGGAGAAAAUUGCACGGGCGUCGUCCUCGCGGUUGAUAAAGUCAAGAUUCUAAACUGAUCAAACAGGCUUCGUUCAUACGGAGGUUUAUUCUGGAUUUUUCGGGCGCUUGUAUCAUUGUACGGUAUAAUUAUUCCCUGCUUUUUUUAGCUUGGUUUAAUAUCUGUAUUGAUACACAAUCCAGAUUAAUACCCCUGUAGAAGUACAACACGCACUGAUUAUAUCCUGAUCACAAACUGUUCUACGGACGAAGCUUCAGUUUCCACGAACUAAACGCGGCCGCUUAAAGAACUUCAACUUUUAGAAAGUACUAUCGCGCGACCCUUCGAAAUAUUGAGUUACGACGAAGGCGUUGUUGUGUAUUCCCAAAAAAUAGAUCGGACGCUACGAAGGCUCCACAACUACGACGUGCAUGCAAGAAAAAAGAAGUAGCGAGUUUGUUACCGGAAGUCGUACUAAGAAUCUCUACAACUGCAAACCUUUAUUCUACUACUUUUGAAUUACGACGGAUAGAGGUUUCCCGCUUCUAUCCGCCUCUUUUGCGAAAAAUGUCGAAAAUGCAAUAGCGAAUUGCUAUUUUUCGACUCGUCUCGAGUGGUGUAAAAAUCUCGUGAAGUUACCUUCUACUUUACAUCUUUUUGGAUUAUUAUACAAUAAGUUCUUUCUGCUCUACUUUGAGCGCGAAGGCGACUAUUGUAGCGGGCUGUGUGAUAUCUUCGUCACGAACCUGAAAUUAUUUCCAGUUUAUACACGACAGUACAACUGUUGCAGUGGUUUGAAACAGAGUCAGGGAGCUAACGCCGCGAAAAAGCAGCAGCUCUUUGUAAUACAACAAGAAGAACGACCCGAACCGCGUACACGACCAAAAACCGUGUAACAACCACCGACUCCAGCCCACCAACAUGGCGUCAGCACCAGCUGCACCGAAUACUAACCUGCGAAGCGGCGAAGAGCUCGCCAGGCCUCGCGGGAUGACGGGAAGAACGUCGAGCAGUAGGGCGGGGGACAGAGAGGACAACUACGAGGGGGCGCCGCUACUGGGUGGGAAUGAGCUUGACAACUACGAGACAGAGGACAAGAAAGAUGAGAACAGAGAUGAAGAGAAUCAAGCUCCGACCACAGCACCUGCUCCCCAGCAGGACACCAGCGGCGACUCACUUACGUGGACUUCAAUCCUCAUCCUAUCCGGGUUCGUCGUGGUGCUGGUGGCCGCCUCCGUUGGGUUAAGAAAAGUGAUGAAGGAUACCAAAGUUUUGUCCCAGUCCGUCGUACUCGGAGUGGGGUUCUGUGCGUCGGUCACGUACUUUUUCAUCUCCGUUUUGGUUUCCAACAACCCGUAUCAAAUGUAAAAAUGUCUGGAACUUUGCUAGACUUGUCAUGCAGGUUUUCCAUGACCCAUAUGAUCUGUAAUGGAGGACCUAGCAUGACAGAUUCAGUGAGAUCACUAUCAUGCCUGUCCUGCAUGACAAACUCCUGCCUCUCAACUUGAUCAAAAUUGGACAGCAUUUGGGAAUCAUGCAACACAGAUUUUUGCAUGAUUCAGAUUUAGCAUGACAAGUUCUAACCUUCCAGACCCAGACAUUUUUGCAGUGCAUAACCCGUUCCGCAGAGACGCGGAAACCGGGCGAGUCCACUUCUGGGAAAACUUGAAGAACGGGCUCGCCACCACCUUGUCCCCGCGGAAAAUCUGGGAAUUCUUCCCGUCCGGCGCCUGCUUCGGCAUCAGUCAGGCGUUUUUGGUGAUGGGGCCGUUGUUUGUCGGACCGGGGUUGAGAAACAUGUUUGGGCAGUCCAAGAUCCCGAUGAGCAUGCUCUUCGCGUGGCUGAUUCUCGGGAAGAAGCACACGCUGAUGCAGUGGAUCAUCAUUUGCUGCCUCGCGGUUGCCGUCGCGAUGUUCGGCAUUACCCAGAAGGGAGAAUUGGACAAGGGCGAGGACGAGGAGGGCAGCAGCGUGAAGCUGCCCUUUGGCUUGAUCGUCAUUCUGCUCGGGUCCGCCGCCGCGGUGUUGGGCGGGACGCUGCAGGAGAAGCUGAUGAAGAAGGAAAAGGAGGUGUCGAUCUUCACCCAGAAGUUCCAAACAGACAUCUCGCAAAUCUUUAUCACCAUCGGGAUGCUCUUCCUGAUGCCGUACAUCGGAUCGUCGCUCGAUUUGCUCCAAGAAUCCUGCUUCAGCAACGCAAAGCCGGAGAAUUUGUACCUCAGACAGUCGCUGUGGACCUACCGCGGGGUCGUUUUGACCGUGAACGACGGCAUGCAGGAGGGCAAGGAGUUUUUCGAAAAGUCGUUGCGGAAGUUUGAGCAGGACAAGGAGUCCGAGGUGGAUUUUUUGCACGACUACUACCAGGCGGAAGCCCUGGAAACGAACCAGAAAUUCUGGAACGGGGAAUUUUUGAAGGGGGACCAGUACCGGAAGAACCCCGGGUUCGAGACCGCGAAAUACGACAGUGAGAAAAAGUACGAAUCAGGGACGGGGACCAUCGGCGCGAGAAGGGCGCUUCCCCACGUGAAGGCGCUCGAAGAGCUGAAGAAGAAGGUCGGGAAACUCGCCGACCGCGCGGCUAAGUCACCGUACAAGAGAAAUCUGCGCAUGGUGGCGCCGAAUGAAUGGCAGACGAAAAUCGCGAUCGGCGGGAAGCUGUCGACCUAUACUGAGAAAACAAAAGAGGAAAAGUACGAGAUGAAGAUGUGGACGGACGAGGAGAUAUCUGACGCCAAAGCAGCGAAAGAGCCAUUAGCGGAUGCGGACGUCCGCGGUGUCUACCACAGGUUAAUCAUCGACUACCAGGACAACAACAAUGCCAAUCCGACCGACAUCGUGAACGAUUCCUCCGUGCUAUCCUGAGUAAAAACGUACCCACACCAUAGUCAAGAUGGGAAAUCGGCUAGACAAAUCCACAAGUUUUGGCUGUUUUGCAUGCCAAAUUUGGAUUCGUAUUGUAGUGCUGUUUGAGCUAGCUCAGCAGCAUCACAGAUCUAGCAUACCAUGCUGAUUGGAGCAUGACAAAUUGCAAAACACGACUAGAAAAUGCUUCUCAUGAGGCUCCGCAUGAGAAACAUUUUCAGCAUGUAGAUUUGCAUUACAACUCUGGUGUGGGUACGUUUUUACUCAGGAUACGUCCCGAACCAGAAGAAAUACGUUUUCUGCAAGUUCUAUGGAACUGUCAGGAUCGAAAUCGACAAAGUUGAAAUGAUUUGCCAUGCAUAAAAUGGAUGCCAGUUGUAACCCAGUUUCCAACUGGCGCAUGACAAAUUUGGGUAGAGCCGAGAUCCAGUUUGUCAUUCUGUUUGGGUAAGGAGGAUGCUUUUUGUCAUGCUAAUUUAGCAGCUCAGUGUCAGUUUCUACUCCUCAAAAGGCUUGCAAUCUACUGCCUCUCUCGCCUACUCUGCAAGACAGGCACUUUGUGGGCUGCAUUUUAUGCAUGAGAAAUCAUUUCAACUCUGUCGAUUUCGAUCCUGCCACAUCCAUAAGUUCAAGCAGUCGGCCAAGGACCGGGUCGACUCUGUCGAGGAGUUCGAGGAUAGCGACAAUGCGAAUCAGAAGUACCAUAUGAGGUACUUCCGGCCGCAGGGGUGCUUUGUGAACAAGAAAGUGACCAGCGAUGCUAGCAAACAAACCGCUUCGGCUGCCGAGUGGCAACUGUACGUGCCGAUGAACACGACAAAAAGCGCCGAGGAUUUCAAGGUGACCAGCAGGUCCAACGGAAAAUCGACGGACAGCUCUGAUUUCCAGGCACACAUCCCGAAAGACGAUAGUGUGGUCGGGUUGGACAAACUGAAAGCGAUAGUGAGUGGGGAAGUGGUGGUGGAUCCAACGGCAAGCCCGCCACAGAGUGUGACGAAGUUCUUGUGGAAAGAACUGCCUUUCGUGUUGUCUGACAGUUACUUCCACUCGGGUUUUGGCAGUGCUAGCGAUAUUUUCCACACAUUCAUGGAGAACCUUCUAGUCGAGGAGAAGCUCGAGCCGAAUCUGGUGUCGUAUCUCGCCCCGUUUGCCAUUGAGCAGAAACUUGUUUUCCCCGAGCCUGACGCGAACGGACCGGAGGGAAGCAUAUUACCAGCUUCCCUGCACACAUCGAGCCUGGAUACCAUAUUACUCGACCUCCACGUCCGCCAAGGGCCGAUCGCGGCCGGAGUCUUAUACAGUUCGGCCUUCAACGAACCGAAGAAUAGCCAGACCAGCUUUGUCUGCGACGACGUGCGGUGUGCGGCGGAUCUGUGGAACGGCUACGGCUACGCGACCAACAAGGGCGAAUCGAGCCCGUUUUUAGACGUAUGAGAGUGCACAAGCCCCCCUCCCCCUCAUUUGUGUUGCAUGAACAGCAACACAAGCGCUGGCAAAGAUGCAGCUUCUGCAUGACAAAUUCCUAGAGGAUUGUAGUGUUGUUUUGGAUUCCGGAGUCUGUCAUGCAAACAGUGCUAAGAGGCAAAGGAUGUAUUUGGAAUUUUGCAUGACAAAUGAGCGGGAGGGGGAGUUGUGCACUUUCAUAAGACGGCCCGAAGGACUACGACAGCGGGCUGUUCUCCGGGUGGACGGGAUGGAUCGCGCUCGCGGUGGGGUUAACCAUGGCGCAAUACUUUCUCAACGCCUUGGUCAACAAGUACGUGUCCGUCAUCUGGAACAAAAUCGCCCACACCGUCGGUAAUGAUGAUAAACUCACUAUGAUAAAGCGAUAGUUUUUGUUCUAGUGGAUGUUAUUGUAGAAAAAGACAAUGGUCCAUGACCAUGACAGCCUAGAUUUUUCUGCUUUCACAUUUUUUGUGGGAAGAUGCAUGGAGCUUGAUAGUAGCUCGCUAUUACAGCGCGCCGCCGUUGAUGCAAGCAUGGAGUGCUUUUGCAUGAAGUAGUUUAUUGCCUACAUCAUGUAACAUCAUGGCACUCGCACUUGGUCGAAAUUUCUAUUGCAUCAGAUGCUAAAAAAAAGAACAAAGACGCCCCGCAUCAUCGUCCUGAGAAGAAGUUUAAAGAAAAAAAAAUACAGCGACCGUUUUGUCCUUCUGGGUCGGUGAGAUGAUCUUCGACAGCGACCCGGAGUCCGAUUAUAGCACAACGCAGUUGCUGAUGCUGGCGCUGCUGUCCGUCCUGGUUUUCAGUUCCAUCGUCCUUUUCCUCCUUUUAUGCACUGCAAAAAUGUCUGGGUCGGGAAGGUUGGAACUUGUCAUGCUAAAUCUGAAUCACGCAAAAAUCUGUGUUGCAUGAUUCCCAAAUGCUGCCAACUUUUGAGCAAGCUGAGAGGCAGUUUCUCAUGCAGGAUAGCCAUGAUAGUGAUCUUACGGAAUCUGUCAUGCUAGGUCCUCCAGUACAGAUUAUAUGGGUCAUGGAAAACCUGCAUGACAAGUCGAGCAAAGUUCCAGACCCAGACACUUUUGCAUUUGAUACCUUUCCAAGGAGCAGGCGAAGGCGCAGGCGAAAGCCAUGCAGGAGGCCAGGUUAUCCAAAGACGCCAUCGAACUGAAGGACCACGAGGCACUGGAGGAAGAAAUCGAGGAACACGAGUAUGACUAGCUCAAAUCGGUUACCAUCUCAAACGUUACAAUAGAAUCUGGAGUUUGUGUUGGAUGAUAGGCAUGACAGGCUCGCACAGCGUUCCCCCUUUUGCAAUACAAAUUUCGCCAGAUUUUCGUGGGGUUUGGAGCUCCGGAACUUGUCAUGCGCAACCCUAUGAGAGUUGGCUAGAUCAUGCUCAUCAUGCAAGACAAAUCUCGGACUCUAUUGUAAUGUUUGAGAUUGUAACACCUGAGCGGGUUAUAACUAGCGGGAUAGCAUUUACCACGAGGAGGACGGCGACAUGGACAUGCAAGACUUGGAAAAGGUAUCAACUGCAAAAAUGUCUGGGUCUGGAAGGUUGGAACUUGUGAUGCUAACAUUGGACCCUAAAAAAAUCUGUAUUGCAUGGCCAGCAAGAGGAGUCUAGGCUGUGCUACGCGGGGAGGGCGUUUGUCAUGCGGAGUAGGCAUCAGGAAGCCAUCUAAAAAUCUGUGAUGCUAGCCUGUGCAUUACAGGCAUAGUGGGUCAUGCAAAACAUGCAUUUGACAAGUCUCAGAAUCUUCCAGACUCAGACAUUUUUGCAUUUGAUUAAAGGGCCUUGCCGCCGUGAACAGCAGAAGAAAAAGCAGUUACCACCUACCCGGCGGGGGCAGGAAUUCCGGGAAUGGAGAAGGACUGCAGCGAUGAUUUAGUUGAAAAAUUCGGGGACAACUACGAGAAAUAAUGUUGAACGAGAUCACAACUAACCCGAUUUGAACCGAUUUUGAACACCAUGUCUGGAAGAAGUAGUACUUGGCUCGCAUAACUGCUACGGUACUGCCACUUUCAUUUAUUUACUACUGUUUUCAUCGCAACAACUUUUUCUUUUUAUGCAAGUCCACGUCCAGAAGUGCAGUUUUCUGUACCACGACAAGAGUCGAUGUAACACAACAAGCACCUGCAAGAUGAAUGCAAACAUUAUCUUCACGGCAAUAAAACGAAAACCAUUUUCAUCACGUCGCGCAAACAACCAAGUAGACCAGUGCUGCUGCUGUAAAACAAACGACGAUAGUCAUGCAAACCCAGCAUGAGAACAGAUACAGAAACCACUCUACGUAUCGCAGCAGAAGCACGAGACCAGACCACGAAGCUCAGCUGACAGUCCCGCGCAUCUGAGACGCUGUGAAUCGAACCAAUAAAUCGACCGUACGAAAUGCUAUAAGUCCAUUAAUGUCAACGUCAAAGAACAAGAACGCAACACGGGGAACAGAACACAACAAAAAAACACGACUCCCUACUAUCACUAGCACUUCUGCAAAACAACAACGAAACUGCAACACAAAUAUUUGGAUAUACAACUUUACAACAACACGAGGGCCUGAGCCUGACGGUAAUGAAAAGCGACAGAUUAUUUGUUACCGCUAGGCCCGUCAUUUUUAUCAAAAACUUCUACAACACAAAACCAGAACUACACUAAGAAUCGAAACAAACAACAAAUAGAACUACACGCAACUACGCACAUGCAAAUUUCAUAUGGAUUUGCGCGAAGAAAUUAUCACAUACACACAACGCACACGCAGCACUUGUAUUGCAAUUGCAUGAAAUACCUUUACUAGUGCUACAUCUUCGCGUCACAUUAAAACUGGGCACACGAAAGCUACUAAAUGAUGGAAUCGCUGACGGAGCUACCACUCAAAAGGUACUUGUGGUGCUGGCGGGCCUGCUAUCGAGAUCCAAUUAUAGACCUUACGUUUUGACGCUGUACUACUGCGAUCGUAUUAACAGCACAGAUGGAGGAGAUGUAUGGCGCAAAAAUAGCGACGGACCUCGCUGUUAGGCUUGUCCUGACAUAAACUAUUUUCCAAAGUUUAGGUACCUGUAUGAUUCAUUGUAGCCUUUUCAUGCUUGGAAUUUCAAAUUAUGUUUGAGAGGGUCCGAAGAAAAGUGGCAUUUUAUGUCUACUUACACAGCCUUGGAGAUUGCAAUGCCUCCUCCUCUGCGUCUGCGUUACUACGUAAUUAUAUCAGGCUGUGGCCUUUAACUCGAUCAGCGAUAUGGCCAACUGCAGUUAAAGUUGAAGCGACCACGAUGUUUGUAGUAGUCUAGGUUUUCUUGCGCAACACAUGGAUGCAGACAUUAAACUUUUUCAAACCUCUUUUCG